Myxozyma melibiosi is the source of this 2001-nucleotide messenger RNA. RefSeq names its product glycosyl hydrolase. Gene Ontology annotation, molecular function: hydrolase activity, hydrolyzing O-glycosyl compounds. Lineage: Eukaryota; Fungi; Ascomycota; Lipomycetes; Lipomycetales; Lipomycetaceae. The transcript has 2 exons. Bases 1 to 2001 code for a protein of 666 amino acids. The record is from RefSeq and is a predicted model, not a curated record. Gene Ontology annotation, biological process: carbohydrate metabolic process.
AUGCUCGCUAUGAAAAAUAUCCUUCUCCUCGCCCUCGUCUACACCCUCGCAGCCCACGCCGCAGACUCCCUCGUCGUGCUCACGCGCCCGUUCCAGCUCGCAGGCGGCACCGCGGCCAACAACAUCAAACUAAUCUUCACCUCCCCCGCCGACACCUACCUCGUCUCCCGCAGCCUCUCGUCCUCCUCCGGCUUCAGCCAGAUCGCAAACACGACCUCGUACACGUACGAUGACUACGCGCUCAAGAAGAGCACGACGUAUUUCUACAAAGUCGUCGGCGUGAACGGGACCGAGACCGUGCUUGAGAGCGACGUGGUCAGCAGCACGACGUACGCGCUCGCGGAUGGGGGCAAUCCGCAGGUGUACGACAACACGUUCCUCUACUCGACGCUCAACAACACCGGUAGUCUGCUCGUCGACGGCGUGUACUACAAGUACGUGUACGAAUCCGACGACGAUGGAUUCCUGCGGUUUUACCAGCAGACCUCGACCGACGGCUACUCGUUCUCGGGCAACAAGACCGUGAUGGAGCGCGACGUUGUUUGCGCGUCCGUGAACGCGACGACGCCGGGGCUGUGCAAGAUCGAGCGGCAGACGUUCAAGCUCCACCCGUUAACCGGCAAGAUCGUGUUCUGGGGCCAUUUCGAGAACGAGGCCGAUUACGCGCUCGGGGAGUUGUGUGUCGCGGAGGCGACGCCGGGUGAGGAAUUCGAUUUCCUCGGUGCGUUUAGACCGCUCGGGUAUGACUCGCGGGAUUUCACCUUCUUUGGCGAGGAGGACGGGUCGGCGGGGUAUAUCCUCUCCGCGACGGAUACAAACACAAACAUGAACGUGUACUCGCUGACCGCGAACUGGACCGACAUCGACGAGCUGCUGACUACGGUGCUGGUGUCUCAGUACCGCGAGGCUCCCGCCGUCGAGAAGAUUGAUGGGUAUUACUACCUGUUCACGUCCAACUCUGCAGGGUGGUACCCUUCCGCGGCGAACUACAUUUCCGCGACCGACAUGGCCGGCCCCUGGAGCGACACGCGCGCGAUCGGCGACUUGUUCACGUUCGGCACGCAGUCCGGGGCCGUGAACAAGAUCGGCGGGCAAUACGUGAUGAAAGCGGAUCGAUGGGGCGCGAACUUUGACGGCGAGGCCGUCAACUCUGAGCGGUUGGCGCCGAUCGUGUUUGGACAAGGGUUCGCGAGCUAUGAGUUUUACCAUGCGAUUUUGUAUAACCCUGAAGAAAGCGGCGCGAGUUCGGUGGUUGCGGUGCAGGCGGGGAAGGUUCUGUCGAUCGGGGCGAGUGUGAAUGCGACGGCGGCGUCGAGCGAUAGCUAUGCGGCCGGGUUGGCGGUGGACGGGAUCAAGACCGUGUACACAAACUACUACGUCCCCUCCGCGGUCCCGUUCUACUACACGAUCGAUCUCGGCGCGGAGGCGGUGCUCAGCCAAAUCGAUCUGCUGACGCGGAUCGUCAAGGGCUCGGAGACGUACUACACCUACACCGUCUCCGGCAGCACCGACGGCGAGAGUUAUACUGUGAUUGCAGACAACACCGACAACGAGGCGGUCGGCUUCGUCGUGAACUUGAUCACGGACCUCAAUUCGUACCGAUACGUGCGUUUCGACGUCGACGGCAUCAUCAACGCGCAUAACGGGAACUCCGCGACCUGGGCGGCGGGAAUCAACGAGAUCACCGUGUACGGCACGAAAACCACACAGACCGCCGCUCUCGACGCCGUCGUUUCCGCGUCCGUCGCAAGCGGCUUGUACGAUGACGACUUCACCGUCGAGUUGAGCACGAACGCGACGGGCAGCGGGACGACGAUAUACUACAGCACCGACCUAGCGACGCCGAAGAGCGGGUGCGGGACAAAGUACACGGGCGCGAUUAGUGUGAAGAAGAGUACGGAUUUGAAGGCGGUGGCGUAUAGUAAGGCGGGGAAGAUUGUGAGUCGGUUGUUGAUUGCGGAUUAUGCUGUUAGUCAGGAUGCGAAGGAUGAUAAUGCGUAG